Molecule: messenger RNA, 2425 nt
Organism: Acanthoscelides obtectus
Lineage: Eukaryota; Metazoa; Arthropoda; Insecta; Coleoptera; Chrysomelidae
Source: the annotation of a GenBank genome assembly
CUACAUGACCUGUACUAUAAUAUGUCUGAUAGGUUAACGAUAAAAACAUGAAUGAGUACUGCCAUAUUGCAACAAAUUAUAUAUCGAUUUUUGAUAAGGCUAAAGUGAAUGUCGAGUGUUGUAAAGAUAAAAAGUGGGUCAAUCACCUGACAUGGUUUUGCAGCUCAGCUGAUUAUCUUUAACCUUACUUUUUUGAUGCAAAGUGCGAAAACUAUAGGCUGGUUUGUCUUGCACGAAGUAUUUGUCAUAUUUCAAAAUGGGUAGUGACAACAAACUCGUUCAAUUUAAAGAAUGUAGAAUUCUGAGGGAUCAUAACAUUAUAAACGAAGAUUUGUGGGUCAGAAAUGGAAAAAUAGUCAACCCAGAAAAAAUCUUUUUUGAUGAAAAAAUUACAGCAGAUACUGUGAUUCACUGCAAAAAUAAUAUAAUAGCACCCGGAUUCAUAGAUCUACAAAUCAACGGUGGAUAUGGCUAUGAUUUUUCAUUUGAGGACAAAACUGAAGAAGCAAUCAGCGUUGUAGGAAAAAAACUGUUGAGCCAUGGUGUAACUUCAUACUGUCCUACGGUGGUCACUUCUUCAGUUGAGGUGUACCACAAGAUACUGUCUAAAUUCAAGAGGAAAGAAGGAGGUCUUCAUGGAGCAACUGUACUGGGUACCCACGUUGAAGGACCUUUUAUCAACCCAAAUAAAAAAGGAGCCCACCGUGCCUCUUUUAUCAGAUCAUAUGAACAGGUAAAUGAUAUAUCGGUUAUUGAAGAAACAUAUGGCAGCUUAGAGAAUGUACAGAUAAUUACUUUGGCACCAGAGUUUCCUAAUUCAGGCAGUGUGAUCAAAUAUCUUACAAAUAGAAACAUCAUAGUUUCUUUAGGUCAUUCCACAUCGCAUCUAUCCGAGGCUGAAGAAGCUGUCAGACAUGGAGCAUCGUUAAUCACUCACCUAUUCAACGCAAUGUUACCUUUCCAUCACCGAGAUCCUGGUUUAGUUGGACUACUUGCAUCACAUAACAUUCCUAGAAGUAUAUAUUAUGGAAUUAUAUCUGACCAUGUCCACACCGAUCCUGCUGCCCUAAGGAUAGCUUACAGAGUGAAUCCAAGAGGACUGGUUUUAGUAACAGAUGCCAUAUCAGCUCUGGGCUUAUAUGAAGGAGAACACAAAAUAGGUCCGCUCAAUAUGGAAAUUAGAGAUCAGAAAGCAUAUAUACAAGGAACAGAUACGAUUGCUGGCAGUAUGGCAUCUAUGAUUGAAUGCAUACAGUUUUUUAUGUCGGCCACAGGAUCUCCACCUGAAUAUGCUCUGGAAGCUGCUAGCCUGCAUCCAGCCGAGGUUCUUGGGAUACAGAAGCAGAAGGGAACUCUUAAUUUUGAUGCUGACGCAGAUUUUGUUAUCCUGAAUGAUACCUUCGAUAUCCAGUCUACUUGGAUUGCAGGAGAACGUGUUUUUAGCAUAUAACACGUAUCUUUUUAUACCUUGUCACAAGGAAAUGAAUGUAUUUUCAUAUAUUUUUUAUUAACGUGUUAACAUUUCGCUGAGAAUAAAUGGGUUAAUUAGUUAAUUACAAAAAGUGUCGAAUCUUCAUAAGUUCGUAAUGGUUACAAAGAGGAAACAGAAAACUGGCACACUUCAUCAACUAAUUGUGUUAAUAUUGGUCAAAUUAAAAAUUACGUCUCUCCCUAAAAAAUUUGAAAUUGCGAAAAGCUUUUGCAUAAUUCUGUCUCUCGGCAAUAUUUGGGGAAAUCUAUGUGCCCAAUACGGACGGGGAUCUAUGGUGACGCACUGUGCGUCAGGCCGCAGGACUUGAAGGGGCACUAGAGAAAAUAAAAUAUAAAAUUUUUGCUUCAAAAAUAAUUGCAUUGUAGCACCAACUAUUUGCCUCGCAGACCCUAAAAAUCUUCAAAAUUGUACACAAAAUCAUGCAAAUUUUAAGGUCCAGUGCCACUGCCCCCGCCCCUUGCGGGCGUCCAUGUUGAUGACCAAAAACCAAAAUCUCAUUUUCGCGAUUACAUUUCCUCGCCAAAUUCACAUGAGAAGGAAGAAAACCUGCUUUUCUAAAAAUCAUAAAACGAGUUUAUAAGAUGAAAAUAAAUAACUAAAAAAAAGUCCGCCAGUAUUCCUGCUGAUCCUCAUACUGAAAGAAUGAUCAUCAGAUCAUCAAUUUAAACAUAGUUUUAUACUUAAUUUUUAUGGCAUUAGUUGUAAGUUUUAGUGCUCUUCCGGAAUUCUGUUGAACCUAAAAAAUGUUAAGUUAUAUUACAAUCCAAAAAUCCACAAAUGUUUACCUGAAUACUGCCUACUGUUGUAUCUUUUCUGCUGAUUAUAUUGUUUAUUGUCUAGAGGUUGGCAAUCUGUCUUCAAAAUUUCCUCUAUGUUUCCAUAGCCUUUGAAUUUUACAGCAAAGGUUUUAUCUGUUAUAGCAGUAAUAGUAGC